Molecule: messenger RNA, 2127 nt
Organism: Bacidia gigantensis
Lineage: Eukaryota; Fungi; Ascomycota; Lecanoromycetes; Lecanorales; Ramalinaceae
Exons: 1
Coding region: 1-2127 (708 amino acids)
Biological process (GO): intracellular protein transport; vesicle-mediated transport
Cellular component (GO): secretory granule; plasma membrane
Molecular function (GO): syntaxin binding
Source: RefSeq, a predicted model, not a curated record
AUGGGGACUUCCGCGAUUGGGGUACAGCAGGAAAUACUCUUGGAUGCUAUAAGAUCAACAGCUCGGGGAGAAUGGAAGGUGGUGGUCCUGGAUGCCAUGAGCAAAAGGCUCGUGGACAAUGCUGUUCGCGAGGACGAUAUCUUGAAGGAGAAUGUCACAAAUAUCGAACAAAUAGAAAAUAGGAGACCUAUGAAUCAGGAGAUGGACGCCAUCUACAUUCUCUCUGCUCUACCCCACAUUGUCGAUUGCCUGAUGGCCGAUUUCGAUCGCAGGCGCUAUCGAAGGUCCUACAUCAUAUGGACCUCACUCCUACCCCCGGCCGAGCGUUCAAAAAUAGAGCAGAAUCGAAAGGCGAUAGAUCAGAUCGCUGUCAUGAGAAUACUGAACGUUGACUUCUUCCCUCGAGAGUCUCAUUUGAUUACUUUUCGAGAUCCUUGGAGUUUUCCUUACCUUUUCCACCCCGCUUGUGACAAUUUCGUUCGAAAGCAUUUAGACGAUCUAGCACAGAAGAUAGUAUCUGUGUGUGUCUCACUCGGAGAGUAUCCUACCAUACGAUAUUACAACCCCCGAAACUCAACCCACGAAGCGAGCGUUAUGUGCUCGCACCUCGCUCGAUUUGUGCAGCUAGAACUUGACCAAUAUGCGAAAUAUCAUGAGGACUUUCCACCGCCCUCACCCCGCCCUCGGGGGGCUCUAAUAAUCACAGAUCGGUCUAUGGACUUAUUCGCACCUCUAGUUCAUGAAUUCACCUAUCAAGCAAUGGUACAUGAUUUGCUACCGUUGAUAGAGGGCGAUAAGAUCAUGUACAAGACCACUUCACAGGAUAGAGGAGUGGAAGGUACUUCCAAAAACGUGGAGAUUACAGAGAAGGACAAUAUAUGGGUGAAUAACAGGCAUCUGCACAUGAAGGAUGUUCUGGAUAAGCUUGCGUCAGAAUUCAGGGCAUUCAAGGCCAAGAAUCCUCAAUUUGCAGAAAGUGAUAAUCCAGCCAGCCUAAACAACAUCAAAGACAUGUUGGCUGGCUUACCGCAGUAUCAAGAGGGUAAGGAAGCCUUCUCUCUGCACCUUAAUAUGGCUUCAGACGCUAUGGAUGUUUUUCAAAAACGGAAACUGGGCGAGCUUGCUUCGGUCGAGCAAUCGCUGGCGACUGGUCUUGACGAGGAUUACAAGAAGCCAAAGAACGUAGCAGAUCAAGUAGUAAGAUUAUUAGAUGAAGGCGCUGUGACCUCUCCUGAUCGACUUCGUUUACUGAUGCAAUAUUUGUUGUAUCGUGACGGCUUGCUACCUUCGGAUACUCAAAAGUUGCUAGCACACGCUCAGUUGCCACCACAGGAUGCUGAGGUUAUCAAUAAUCUGCAUUUACUGGGAGCUCAUGUGACAAGGGCACUUAAAGACCCUAGACCAUUAGCCCAGCCUCCUUUUGGAAGAACGCAAGCUCCCUCCAAUCCACAAGAAGAGGAAUCAGGGCUUUCUCGAUACGAUCCAGCGGUCAAGCCUAUGCUUGAAGAACACAUUCGCGGUACCCUUGAUCAACAGUCAUACCCUUUCACAAAGCCCCAUCUUGAUGGCGCAGAGGGUAUGGGAGCUCAAGAUACUGUUUCCCAAGCAUCCCUCAGGAGCGCAAAGCCAACGUGGGCAAGGACACGGCCCUCGGCUUUAGAGCCACGGCAACGCAUUAUUGUCUUCAUGGCAGGCGGAGCAACUUACUCAGAGUCUCGCGCUUGUUAUGAAGUCUCUAAAUCUCUCAACAAAGACAUUUUUCUUGCAACAUCGCAUAUGCUGACGCCAGGUCUGUACCUCCGUCAGGUUGGCGACCUUAGCGUAGAUAGGCGGCGAUUGAACCUGCCUGCUGAGCAACCAAAACCAAAAGCCCCAGCACAUUUAUUUGAGGCAGAGCGACCUCAGCAACCAGAUUCUAGACAAGCAACACCACCCUAUCAGCCUUCAACUGGGACGAUGGGGAACAUGAGCCUUCAUGGGCCUUCGAAUGGUGCGGCGAAGGCGUCAUCCAGACCACAGGCGCCAUCUCAGCCGGUGAUCCAGACAGGCAUAAAGCUUGGGAAAGACACAGAUAAGAAAGACAAGGACAAGAAAAAGAAACACCAUUUUUUUGGUUCCAAAAAGUAG